Hyalella azteca is the source of this 3535-nucleotide messenger RNA. RefSeq lists its product as uncharacterized. Lineage: Eukaryota; Metazoa; Arthropoda; Malacostraca; Amphipoda; Hyalellidae. The coding region runs from base 1 to 2370 and encodes 789 amino acids. The transcript has 11 exons. The record is from RefSeq and is a predicted model, not a curated record.
AUGCAGAGGCGGCAGCAGGCGUUUCGCUUCAGCUUACAGGUCUCAUGGACUCCCUGGAGCAAAGAGCGUCAAGUGGCUUGCCGGAACGACAGGCUCACGACUCCAGGGCGACCCGACCACUCCAAGUCUGCUCGGGACGGUCCCAACUCUGCUCUGGACGGUCCCAACUCUGCUCGGGAUGGUCCCAAGUCUGCUCGGGACAGUCCCAACUCUGCUUGGGAUGGUCCCAAGUCUGCUCGGGACGGUCCCAACUCUGCUCGGGACGGUCCCAAGUUCGCUCGAGACAGUCCCAAGUUCGCUCGGGACGGUCCAAGUCUGCUCGAGACGGUCCCAACUCUGCUUGGGAUGGUCCCAACUGCCCUACUCGACCCUUCGCGGUUUUACUACGCCGCUCAACUGUAUAGCCAUUUGCAUCAUCGCUUCGCUCAAGGCCUCUUCGCAUUAUCGUGUUUACCGAAACACUUCCCUGCCUCCUGCCCCCGACACCACGUACAGCUCAUCUGGUGCCACCCCUUUACUGUUCAGUCCCUCCGUUCUACUCCUUUACAGCUUCGUCCCUCAAUCCAAUCCCAUUACUACUUCGUCCUCCCAUCUAUUCCCUUUACUAUUUCGUCCUCCCACCCAACCUCUUUACUACUUCGUUCCUCCAUCCGGUCCCUUUACCCCUUUACUACUUCGUCCUCCCGUCCAACACCUUUACUAUUUCAUCCUUCCAUCCAACCCCUCUACUACUUCAUCCUCCCUUCCAACCCCUUUACUACUUGGUCCUUCCAUCCAACCCCUUUACUACUUCGUCCUCCCAUCCAACCCCUUUACUACUUCGUCCUUCCAUCCAACCCCUUUACUACUUCGUCCUCCCAUCCAACCCCUUUACUACUUCGUCCUCCCGUCCAACCCCCUUACUACUUCGUCGUCCCGUCCAACCCCUUUACUGGCUACGUCCCCUUGGAGUCGCAACUCCCACUUUGUUCCCGCCUCACCCUCGUGACCCCGCAAUAUCUCAGGCUCGUCUCGCUGCCUCUCCAGUAUGACGAGUGUAGUGAAGCUAGAACGUUCACGGUAGACCCAGCGUCCAGUGGGAAUGAAUGGCUGCGUCGUCAAUAUAAAAGUUUGGAGGUAAAUUCUUCAUCGAGUAUAGUCCUGCACCGCCGCAAAAGACUGCUGUACUUCACCCCUGAUAGACGCCUCACAUUUCCCCCUGGGGCGAUACUGGCGCUCACCCCCACCUUGAAACUCCCCUUCUGGAGGAACAUGCCCACUGGCUAUGGCACCGGCGUGACCAUCUCGAUUCCCUUCACUCUGAACUUCGACACCCUCGGUUGGACGGACGAGCUGAACCCAUUUGGCCUUUAUCCUUCUAUCUUCAGGCGUAAGCGCGGUCUCGACCCUCCUGCCUUCGGCUCCACAGCCGCGAUAUACGGGCUGGUGGCCGAGGUAUUAGACAACCUCGGGUACCCGGGCGAGCUUUGUCUGUUGAGGGCCGUGUGCGAGAUGCGGGAGGGGCCGCUGGCUGAAUCAUACGGCUGGAUCAAGGACAUGCUAGAGUGGGCCUUGACUAGUUUGAUUUUAAAAAUGGGACACGAGUUCAUAGUUUCAUCCUUCUAUCUUCAUGUCAUCCUUCUGUCAUCCUUCAUGUCAUCCUCGUCAUGUCAUCCACAUGUCAUCCUCCUUGCUCCACGAAUGUUUCAUCCUUCUAUCUUCAGGGGCAAGCGCGGUCUCGACCCUCCUGCCUUCGGCUCCACCGCCGCGAUAUACGGGCUGGUGGCCGAGGUAUUAGACAACCUCGGGUACCCGGGCGAGCUUUGUCUGUUGAGGGCCGUGUGCGAGAUGCGGGAGGGACCGCUCGCUGAAUCAUACGGCUGGAUCAAGGACAUGCUCGAGUGGGCCUUGACCCCUUCCAUGAACUCUAAGUCCUCUAAAGGACUCGAGAAAUAUUACAAGGCGGAGAAACUCGGUCGUACCCUGGACUGCUCGCGCUACUCGAACUGCUCCCUUGCAAUCUUUACAAGUGCUGCUGCUGAUAGAGGAGGGUCCAGCGAGUAUAGAAAACAUCGGAAGAAACCAGUGCCAGAAGAGUUAACAAAUGUCAUAAAGGCAUCAGAAGAAGGCAAAGUGCUUAGCAAACAAGAGAAGCUCAGAUAUAAAACGCUCAACAAAAAGAUGCUUCACGAAGAAAAUAUGAAGGAAGAACACAUGCCUGGUGAAGAGGACUUUGUGAAGUCGAGAACACCGAGCAAGCAAGCGUUCUACGAAAUUUCCCAGGAAAAAAUUACCGUGAACACGUUUGCAGAGAAGUUGAAACAACAAAGAAUGAUGGAAAAAAUACAAGCCAUAGCCAUGAUGCAGGCCUUUAAAAAAGUCAUUAGAUAAUGGUUAAGUAUACAUUCAAGUACAGAAUAGUUAUCCGUUGGAGUGACUGCGCCUCCAGUAGUCUACGCUGAUCACCGGUGCAAGAAAAGUUCCUGUAAGCUAUUCUCACGAGGCCAUCUUUUCUUCUUUUUGAAAAUGUGACUAUUGGUUGUCAAAGCAUAAGAGUCAGUCCAAGUGCGACCAUUUAUUUAGUCGUCAUUUUGGUACAGCAUUUAGUUAUGCAGCUUUGACUUUCAAGCCAUGAAUUUACUUGUAUGAAGAAAAGUUGUUAGCCUACAUAAUAAUGUUUGGUGAGAUCGAGUGGUAAAUGUUUAGUGAGACCUUGUAGAUCCACGAACGGUGUUGAAAGUUUGAACAGCUAAUUCUACUACGUACUAACCAGCUUACGAAUACUCGUCUUACAGAACAAAAUUAAGGUAUUAUUGGCACAAUAACUUUUAUUUUUUGUGAAUUGCGUUUUCAUCCUUCCUUAAAGCUUUAGUUGAAUGUGGCUGAGGAUGCGAGUCUCAUUUUACCCGCUACAAUUUUCCUACCUGGCCGAUCUGCAAAGGCAUUCCUUGAACGUGCAUGCUAAUUAUUGAUGGGUUAAGUAAUGGCAUUACGAAUAUUGUUACUUUAACAAGAAGAACUGUAAAGGCAUUAAUAAGUAUUACCAUUAAAGCGGCGGUGGUUGGUGCAGUUAUUUUAGUGAUUUGAAUCUUUUACGGGUUAAAUCACACAAACCUACCUUGAUUUUAUUAGGAAAUGACAUUAUUAUUUGUUUACCAAAUGCGGAUCUGCGUAAUGUAUGAUGGAAGUACCAAUGAACUUGUUAUAAUACGAGCACAUAUUUUAAUGGUCUUCAUAUAAAAUAAAAGAAUAAUGUGAACAAAUUCAAGUUUUUUACACAGCUGUAUUGAAUUAAAUAUUUUUUUUCUCCUAAGCUUAAAUUUCUUGCAUGCCAUUAUUUAGGUUGAUAAGAACUAUUUGGCCGUUAAUAAUCAGCUAUGUUUGUAAUGAAGUAUCCAUCACUAACCAUCGUUUACAAUCAAUCAGUUGCUCCAUGGAAGAAUUGAGCGUUGACCAGAAUAUUUAAAUACCUAUUUAUUUUAAUGUAAGAUCUGUUGUUUACAUUAAAGAUCUUACAUUACAGAUCUUACCUGUUGUUUAUGACCCACCUAAUAAA